Wyeomyia smithii (pitcher-plant mosquito) is the source of this 1947-nucleotide messenger RNA. Its product is annotated as ER degradation-enhancing alpha-mannosidase-like protein 3. Gene Ontology annotation, cellular component: endoplasmic reticulum; membrane. Lineage: Eukaryota; Metazoa; Arthropoda; Insecta; Diptera; Culicidae. The transcript is spliced from 9 exons. The annotation marks the transcript as partial. Gene Ontology annotation, biological process: mannose trimming involved in glycoprotein ERAD pathway; endoplasmic reticulum mannose trimming; carbohydrate metabolic process. Gene Ontology annotation, molecular function: mannosyl-oligosaccharide 1,2-alpha-mannosidase activity; calcium ion binding. The record is from RefSeq and is a predicted model, not a curated record.
CUAUUAAGAAUUAUUCUUUCAAAAAGUUUGCUAAUAGAGGAAAGUGUCAUGUUAUGGUAUCGGGGUGAGUUACUCGAAAUGGCCAAAGAUCUCGGAUUUAGACUACUGCCAGCUUUUAACACGUCAACAGGAAUUCCGCACGCUAGAGUUAACCUAAAAUAUGGUAUGAAAGUGGAAGCAUUGCGCCACUCAAGAGAAACCUGCACUGCUUGUGCGGGUACAAUCUUAUUAGAGUUUGCCGCACUUUCGCGAUUAAGUGGAGAACCAAUAUUCGAAAUUAAGGCGCAUAACGCGAUGGACGCGCUGUGGAAAAUGCGCCACCGGAGCUCGGAUUUGAUGGGAACGGUACUAAACGUCCAUUCCGGCGACUGGAUCCGACGAGAGUCUGGUGUGGGUGCUGGAAUAGAUUCCUACUACGAAUACUGCCUUAAAUCGUACAUUCUGCUGGGAGAUGAACGCUAUUUAGCGCGGUUUAAUCGGCACUACAAUGCUAUCAUGAAAUACAUCAGUCAAGGACCGAUGUUGUUGGACGUCCAAAUGCAUCGACCGCACACGAAAACAAGAAACUUCAUGGAUGCACUACUAGCUUUUUGGCCUGGUCUCCAAGUACUUUCUGGGGACCUGAAACCAGCCGUUCAGACACAUGAAAUGUUGUAUCAAGUAAUGCAAAUGCAUACUUUCAUUCCAGAGGCAUUCACGUACGAUUUUCAGGUCCACUGGGGACAGCACCAUUUGAGGCCAGAGUUCAUUGAGUCAACGUACUUUUUAUAUCGGGCAACAGGGGAUCAUUAUUAUUUGCAGGUUGGUAAAAAAGCGCUAAAGGCAUUACAAAAACACGCGAGAGUACCCUGCGGCUAUGCGGCCGUGAACGACGUACGUACAGGGAAGCACGAGGACCGAAUGGAUUCCUAUGUACUCUCGGAGACUUUCAAAUAUUUGUAUCUGCUAUUUUCUGAUCCGUCGGACCUCUUGUUGAACAUAGAAAAUUUUAUUUUCACAACCGAAGCACAUCUACUGCCGUUGACUCUCGGGCAAUUAGGCAAUCAUACGUUUAACAUUAAAGAGCACGAGGAAAACAACAUGCUUGAUUUCAUGCGGUCAUGUCCUAGUCCAAACAAGUUAUUUCCUGAAACGGUUAGACGUCCCCUUAGAGACCUGGUUACAGGAGUAUGCCCGCGUAUAUCAAGUGCCAAAAGACUUAGAGCGACUGACUUUCAGGCAAGCAAUGCAGAUCAUCUACGGACAGUUCAUGACAUGGGUAUUACGAUGGUUUCUCUAGGCGAGGGAAAGGUUCAGCUUUUGCAUAGUUUUUACAACGCGAAAUCCCUGGAGGAUGCUGAGCGUGGUCUCAUAUUCAUGCAGGAGAUGGUAGAGUUGUCAAAAUCGAACACAAUUCCAAAAACACAACUGCAGGCAGUUUCAUUCCAAUCACAAGGCGAUUAUCAACAUAUUCUCAAAGCAGGGCCGAGCCAUUUUGGGCCUGAACUUACGGGAGAUAUGGUGAUAACGCAGCGAGGAGUGUUCGUUAAUCCAUCGAAAGUCUGCACAAGUCUGAAAAACGGCCGAGAAUUGAAUGGCAAAAUUGCGAUUGUCGAACGAGGCGAUUGCACCUUUGUUGAUAAAGCACGCAGAGUUCAAGCAGGAGGGGCGAUGGCUGCCAUAGUGUACGACAAUACUCCUAACACUUCGAUCGACAAUCAACAAAUGUUUGCAAUGUCUGGUGACGGUAACGAUGACGUAAAAAUCCCAGUUGUAUUCUUAUUCACAAAAGAAGCCGAAGUGCUGAUAACUGCGAUUAAGGCCGAUCCAGACCUUGAGAUAACGCUGAAACCGUUGCUUGACCCCAUGGAGACUGAAGAGUUAGCGAAAAAGGACGCUCUGUCCCAAAAACAAAGCAAGACUGAGUCGGCGCAAACCUCCAGCAGCGGAUCGAAAACGGCCCCAUAA